Molecule: messenger RNA, 1365 nt
Organism: Hypomesus transpacificus
Lineage: Eukaryota; Metazoa; Chordata; Actinopteri; Osmeriformes; Osmeridae
Exons: 8
Coding region: 77-982 (301 amino acids)
Biological process (GO): nucleus-vacuole junction assembly
Molecular function (GO): protein-membrane adaptor activity
Source: RefSeq, a predicted model, not a curated record
GAAUCAUUGUACAUUUCAGUUCAACAGCUGCUCUGCUUUAAGCAACAUCGCCUUAGUCCAGGAGCAUCAUCCGAAAAUGCUGGGCAUCGGAGACCAGUUCCUGCUGAAGUCACUCUUGAUGCUCACCUCCUCUUCUGUGCAGAAGAACUCGUCACAAGCUUGGAAGUGCCUCAAAAUCCUUUCAGGAAAUGUUGAGGUCCAGAAGCACCUGCUGGAGCUGGGUGUUGUGACGUCACUCAGAGCCCUGCUGAGCUCGUUUGCUCUCCCCGUGACUGAGCCUGCCAUCACUCUGCUCUCUGAAAUGACUACACACCCGCCCAACAACGAGAACCUGGUAGAUGAUGGCCUGCUGGAGGUCAUAGGUCACCUGCUGGUCAGCCAUGGGUCCAGCUCCAUCGUCAUCAGACACAGCGCUGCUGUUGUCACCAACCUGUGUACGACCAGACACGGUGUACAGGGGCUGAUGGAGAGUGAGUGUCUAACGGGACUACUCCGGGUCCUAGUUUCCAGCGUGGCAACUCAAGAGGACUUGGCAUGUGUCACACUUUGUUUACAUCAUCUGACGAGCCGGGAAGUGCUUCAGUCUCGUCUGGCCACAAAAAUGAACCCUGACCACGUGUUGAGACUUGUGACACUGUCCGGAGAGAUGGAAAAUCAAGAGUUGUCAUAUUAUUCCGCCUCCAUCGUCAGCAAACUACAACUAAAUGGUGAUAUCGUCGAUUUGCUGCGUCCUCACUAUCCCGCCAUCUCUGCAUAUGUGCUGGCCUUCCUCAAAAAACAGGAAGUUAGAUUCCAGCAACUCGGCAUCGUCACUUUGUGCAGUCUUAAGAAAGAUGGAGGCUUUGUGGCUGCUGCUCAUCUGGAGGAGCAGCUGAUGGAGGUUCACCUGCAGACGGAACAAACCAGAACUCUUCUGCAGAGGAUCCAGCAGCCUCCCCCGCUCUCCUCCCCUGAGUCUCCCCUGCCGUUAGACAGAGACUAGGACCUGGAUGUGUACUGUUGUGUAGAUUUUUUGUAAACUUGUAUACUUCCUUUUGUUUUUACUGAUGCCAUGAUUCAUGUUUGCAACUUUGGUAAUGUUACAUGCUACAAUGUUAAUGUUGGAAUGUUACAAAAUGUUUUUUUUUAACCAUAUUUUUAUAUACACAUCUCAACAAGAAAGAAAAGAUUGAAAACUGCAUGUGUUUUUAUUUCAAGUUUUAUACAGGUUCAGAGAUUGAAAGGUUUUUACAACUUUGACAGAGACAUUAUAUAGUACCUAGGGAGGUGGAGAGAAAGGACACAAGCAGUAGUUAGGCUAGACUAAGUGUGCCAAUAUGUUAUUGUACUCUGUAGGAGUUUUAAAUAAAUGGAUUCUAAUCUUAA